This is a messenger RNA of Mercenaria mercenaria, 1276 nucleotides long. RefSeq lists its product as uncharacterized. The transcript is spliced from 2 exons. Lineage: Eukaryota; Metazoa; Mollusca; Bivalvia; Venerida; Veneridae. The record is from RefSeq and is a predicted model, not a curated record. Bases 506 to 1126 code for a protein of 206 amino acids.
GAUAGAAAAUAAACAGACUUUAUAUGUGCAAAUAUCAUAAAAACAGAUAAAGACAGAUAAAGGAGUUCUAAAACUGGAUCACGUUAUGUAAAUUUGUUCCUUCUGUUAUCUCUAAUCACAUGAGUAUGCAGAUUUAUAUUAUCGGUCAUUGAAAUGUGUGUUAAUCCUGUACGUGGAUUUGAGGAAUUUCAGAGUGACUUCACGUGAAAAGUAAAAUGGAGGAAAUAUUUACGAAGAGUUAUGUUAAAAUUAACCGUCCUCCAUUUGAAUUAAAACACGAUACGAUCCCGGGGGUAUUAAAGUACUUCUCAGAGACAAAGGGAGAAGGCGAAUCUUUUAUUUUGUGUCAACGGACGGAAGUCGCGAUGUUGUCACGUGGUCGGAGCUUUAACAAAAGUGUUGCAAAGUAGCAAAAUCUCUUAUUAAUUUGGGAAUUCGGAAAGAGGAAAUUAUCGCUAUAAAUUUGCGUUGUUGUCCAGAAUGGUUGUUUGCUACAUUUGGAGCAAUGAUGGCUGGAGCAAUCCCUGUCAGUAUUACGUACACAGAUGGAAACGACAUUAUCGCAAUGAUGGAAAAGCUGGAGAAAUGUUCGCUACUAGUUCUAGAUCCUGGACUAGAAAGCAUUAACUGGAACAUUCUACGGAGGCUUCUUGACAAAUAUGAGGCUGACGGUAAAGUUCGAAGUAAGAAAAUGCCUUAUUUAAGAUAUUUGUUAGGUGUUGCGUUCGACAGCGAGCCAGAUGCUUCAAAUGUAAAAGACUUCAGAGACCUUCUAGACGAAUACCAUACUGACAUAGAGCUUCCCUACAUAGACCCUAAAGACUUUUACGGACUAUUUCAAACGUCAGGAAGUACAGGUGUACCAAAGCUUGUAGCGCAAGUGCAUCUUAGCACAAUGAAAUUAGUGGAAUCACAUGCACUUGAGAUGAUAGAAGACAAGUACAUCCUGUUCAACGACCGGCCAUUUAACUGGGGCGGGGGAUAUCCAUUUUUCGCUCUGAGCGGUCAAACAAGGGUGACAUUGUCCGAGUUUUGUGAUCCACCAAAGGAUAGGAUUUCAUUUAUGAUUGAAGUUAUAGAAAGAGAAAGAUGUUCCAUGGUGUUUGCUCUACCACCUUUGAUGUAAGAGAUUAUAAAAAAGCAGGACAAUUUGCCAGAUGACUGGCCUGUGGAAGCUAUUGUAACCGCAGGACAACCUCUUACGAGAAGACUUGCUACAUGUGUUGGUAAAGCUUGCAAAUAUUUACUGUGCUUUUAUGGUGGAACAGAAUCUUCU